This is a messenger RNA of Chionomys nivalis (European snow vole), 5970 nucleotides long. It is a transcript of the gene Xpot, whose product is annotated as exportin for tRNA. The record is from RefSeq and is a predicted model, not a curated record. Gene Ontology annotation, biological process: tRNA re-export from nucleus; intracellular protein transport. Lineage: Eukaryota; Metazoa; Chordata; Mammalia; Rodentia; Cricetidae. Gene Ontology annotation, molecular function: small GTPase binding; tRNA binding. Gene Ontology annotation, cellular component: nuclear matrix; nuclear pore; cytoplasm. Bases 443 to 3331 code for a protein of 962 amino acids. The transcript has 25 exons.
UCGCUCCAUGAGGCUGCUGCUGGCGCCUGUCCGCGCGGCACGACGCGGGGGGCGUGCCUCGCGCUGACUCAGCGGCGGCGUUAGCCGGCCCCUGCGCAGUUUUCCUUCCAAGGCCGCCGACCCCGCCCGCCGGCUUGCCAACCUGCCCGCCCCGCUCCGCGCCACGCAGGAGAAGGCGCCCGGGGACGCCGAGCGAGCGCCGAGAGGAACGCGGCCCGGGCGAGCUCCGGCGCUAGCGUGCGGCUCGUAGUGGAGGACUACAGCGACAAGGACGAGGGCCCGCUCGCCGUCCUCCCUGCGUGCGCCGCCGCUCCUUGCGGCUGGCCGGCCCUCGGGAGUGCCGGCGAGGAAGAGAUAUUGGAGUGAUGAUGAUUGUGAAUUCUUGUGUGGGAUUAGAAGCCACGUCGAUUGUGAUUGGAAAACUCCAGGAAUAACGGCAGACAUGGAUGAACAGGCUCUUUUAGGGCUAAAUCCAAAUGCUGAUUCCGACUUUAGACAGAGGGCCUUGGCUUAUUUUGAGCAGUUAAAGAUUUCCCCGGAUGCUUGGCAGGUGUGCGCAGAGGCUCUGGCACAGAAGACGCACAGUGAUGAUCACAUAAAGUUUUUCUGCUUCCAAGUAUUAGAACAUCAAGUUAAAUACAAGUACUCAGAACUCAGCACAGCUCAGCAGCAGCUGAUCAGGGAGACGCUCCUGUCAUGGCUUCAGGCUCAGAUGCUGAAUCCCCAACCAGAGAAGACCUUUAUAAGAAACAAAGCAGCCCAAGUCUUCGCCUUGCUUUUUGUUACAGAGUAUCUCACUAAAUGGCCCAAGUUUUUUUUUGACAUUCUGUCAGUAGUCGACCUAAACCCAAGGGGCGUGGAUCUGUACCUGCGCAUCCUCAUGGCCAUUGAUUCGGAGUUGGUGGACCGUGAUGUAGUUCAUACCUCAGAGGAGGCCCGCAGGAAUACUCUGAUAAAAGAUACCAUGAGAGAACAGUGCAUUCCAAAUCUGGUGGAGUCGUGGUACCAGAUUCUACACAAUUACCAGUAUACCAAUUCAGAAGUGCUGUGCCAGUGCCUUGAAGUAGUUGGGGCUUACGUCUCUUGGAUAGACUUAUCCCUCAUAGCCAAUGAUAGGUUUAUAAAUUUGCUGCUGAGUCACAUGUCGGUAGAAGUCCUGCGGGAGGAGGCGUGCGACUGCUUGUUUGAGAUGGUGAAUAAAGGGAUGGACCCCGUGGAGAAGAUGAAACUGGUAGAGUCCUUGUGUCAGGUGCUGCAGACUGCCGGGUUUUUCAGCAUUGACCAGGAAGAAGAUUUGGACUUCGUGGCCAGGUUUUCUAAGCUCGUAAAUGGAAUGGGACAGUCCUUGAUAGUUAGCUGGACUAAAUUAAUUAAGAACGGGGCUGUCAAGAGUGCUCAAGAGGCACUCGAAGCUAUCGAGACAAAAGUUCCACUUAUGUUACAGCUGCUAGUUCACGAGGAUGAUGAUAUCUCCUCCAACAUUAUUGGAUUUUGUUACGAUUAUCUGCAUAUUUUGAAACAGCUUUCAGUGCUCUCAGAUCAGCAAAAAGCUAAUAUAGAGGCAAUCAUGUUGGCCGUUAUGAAAAAAUUGACUUAUGAUGAAGAAUAUAACUUUGAAAAUGAAGGUGAAGAUGAAGCCAUGUUUGUAGAGUACAGGAAACAGCUGAAGUUGCUGUUGGACAGGCUCGCUCAGGUGUCCCCGGAGCUAGUGCUGGCUUCCGUUCGCAGAGUGCUGAGUGCCACACUGCAGAAUUGGCAGACCACACGCUUCAUGGAGGUUGAAGUGGCAGUAAGAUUGCUGUACAUGCUGGCGGAAGCUCUCCCAGUGUCACAUGGUGCUCACUUCUCAGGUGACGUUUCAAAAGCUAGUGCUUUGCAGGACAUGAUGCGAACGUUGGUGACAUCAGGUGUCAGCUCCUAUCAGCACACGUCCGUGACUCUGGAGUUCUUUGAAACUGUCGUUCGAUAUGAGAAGUUUUUCACUGUUGAACCUCAGCACAUUCCGUGUGUACUAAUGGCUUUCUUAGACCACAGGGGUCUGUGGCAUUCCAGUGCUAAAGUCCGGAGCAGAACUGCCUACCUGUUUUCUAGAUUUGUCAAGUCUCUCAAUAAACAAAUGAACCCUUUCAUUGAGGAUAUUUUGAAUAGAAUACAAGAUCUAUUAACCCUUUCUCCACCUGAGAAUGGUUACCAGCCCUUGCUGAGCAGUGACGACCAACUCUUCAUUUACGAAGCAGCCGGUGCACUGAUUGUUAGCAGUGACUACCCAGCAGAGAACAAGCGGGCCUUGAUGAAGGACCUCUUGACGCCGCUGAUGGAGAGGUUCAAGGUCCUCUUGGAAAAACUGAUGAUGGCGCAAGAUGAAGAGAGGCAAGCAUCUCUUGCAGAUAGUCUCAGCCAUGCAGUGGGAUUUGCCAGUCGAACCAGCAAGGCUUUCAGCAACAAGCAGACUGUGAAGCAGUGUGGCUGCUCCGAGGUUUACCUGGACUGUCUCCAGACGUUCUUGCCGGCCCUCAGCUGCCCUUUACAGAAGGACACUCUGAGGAGCGGGGUUCGCACUUUCCUUCAUCGCAUGAUCAUUUGCCUGGAGGAGGAGGUUCUUCCGUUCAUCCCGUCUGCCUCAGAACACAUGCUCAAAGACUGUGAAGCAAAAGACCUCCAGGAAUUCAUUCCACUCAUCAACCAGAUUACGGCCAAGUUCAAGAUUCAGGUGUCCCCAUUUUUACAGCAGAUGUUCAUGCCCCUGCUUCAUGCCAUUUUUGAAGUGCUGCUACGACCAGCAGAAGACAACGACCAGUCAGCUGCGCUGGAGAAGCAGAUGCUGAGGAGGAGUUACUUCGCCUUCCUGCAAACAGUCACUGGCAGCGGAAUGAGCGAAGUGAUCGCCAAUCAAGGUGCAGAGAAUGUAGAACGUGUGCUGGUUACUGUUAUCCAAGGAGCCGUUGAGUAUCCAGAUCCAAUUGCACAGAAGACAUGUUUUAUCAUUCUCUCAAAGCUGGUGGAGCUCUGGGGAGGCAAAGAUGGACCAGUGGGAUUUGCUGACUUUGUUUAUAAGCACAUUGUCCCUGCAUGUUUCCUGGCCCCUCUGAAGCAGACCUUUGACCUGGCUGAUGCGCAGACCGUGUUGGCGCUUUCUGAGUGUGCUGUGACUCUGAAAACAAUUCAUCUCAAACGGGGCCCUGAAUGUGUGCAGUACCUUCAACAAGAGUACCUGCCCUCCUUACAGGUCGCUCCAGAAAUAAUUCAGGAGUUCUGUCAAGCACUUCAGCAGCCUGAUGCUAAAGUUUUUAAAAAUUACCUAAAGGUGUUCUUCCAGAGAGCAAAGCCCUGAGGACUGGAUUUCCCUGUCCUGUGCCAUGGCCAGGAGUUCCAGCUCAUAAUUUAUAAAGAAGCAGUUUUGUGUGCCAUUCACAUUCGUCUUUUAACAUCGUUUUGAGCGUAUUGCUGUGAUGUGGGACUUUAUGUAAAUGGGUGUAAUUUUUCCCUAAAUGCAGGUAUGUGGCAAUUGCCUGCAUGCCAGUUUAAACUGUUUAUAAGACAUAGCUUUAUCCUAGUACCUUAACUUUUUCUUUAUAUGAAACUCUAAAGUUCUUUAUAAAAAAAACUAUAGCAGUGGGAAACUGACUCUAACAAUUGAAUGUAAAGUUGGAAAUGUUCAGUUUUAUGUGUGCAGACACAAACUAUGGGGUAACAAUCAAAACGUAAUUUUUUUCUGUAGAUAGCCAUUACAUUUCUUUAAACUGUCUCAGUGCCAGUGGGUGUUCUAUAAGAGAAUGGGUUCCUAAACUAGUUCACUUAAAAGUAGGUGCUGGUGUUACACAUUUUUUAUAAAAAAUAAAUUUUGCAUAGUGAAAUAUACCAAGUCUUUUCCAGAAUUAUUAUAAAUAGCCUCAUUUUCCCAGCAUAAUCACUCUGAUUUCCCACCUAAAGGUUUGCAGACAUGAAUGUGGAUGCCUUAUUUCAUUGACUGUAUCCUUAAAGGUCACUCGACGGGAGUCUGUUAAGUUAGUCUUUUAAAUGCACUAGAAACAGGCUCUGUGAAUCUAUGAUAGGAUUAUAAAUCCCAGUGUUUUUCUAUGAUAUUAGGUAUUCAUAGAGCAUAAUAAGUACACUUGGAUUUUUGUUUGUUUUUGCCUUGAGACAGGGUCUCGCUAUAUAGACCAGACUGGCUUCAAAUUCAGAGAUCGCCUGUCUCUGCCUCCUAGCUGCUGGGAUUAAAGGUGAGCGCCACCAGGUCUGACCACUUGUGUGCUUGAUUACUCCAAGUCCUGCUGUGUGCUGCGAGAGGAGGGGGCUGGGGCAGGGGCAGGACUGCAGUAGCCUAGCCGCAGACACUGAAGGCCCAGGCCGUCCUCAGAUGCAUCGUGAGUUUGAGGCCGACCUGGGCCAGAUGAGAACCUGCCUAAAAUUGUAGAGAGGGAGUUGUGAGUGUAUUUCUUAGUGGCAGAGUGCUCGCUUGAGGAUCUAGUACCACAGAACGGGGAGGAGAUAAAAAGAUUUCAGGAGGGAUUUGUGUGUUUUCUAUGGAUUUGUGACCAUAGAUUCCCUAAAAUCUUUUUAAAACGUGUGAGUGUGUGUGUGUCUGUGUGUGAUAUUCAGUGUGUGUUCAUCUGUAUGGGGUGGGUGGGGGUUGAUAAGAACCCUCUUUAUUGAGAGCAUCUUUAACUGAACCUGGAGCUGUUUAGCUAGGUUGGCUGGCCCAUGAGACACAGUCCUCAGCUCCCAGCGUUUAUGUGGGUGCUGGGGCAGGCCCUCAUUCUCGUUCAACCAUUUACCUGCUGAGCGCUUCCCCCCCCCCCCCCGAUUUUACUCUAAAUUGUGCACAGGAAUCUUUCUGAUUUAAGUCCACAAGAAAUAGCAUUUCCUACAUUAUAAAAUAACGGCAGUAAAAUUGACAGCUAGGAAUAGUCUUUUAUUAAAUGAUAAAAAUAGAUUAGUGAAGUGUAUAUAACACUUCAGGAAAUAAUGGGUUUUUAAAAAUGGGAAAGUGGGCCAGGUUUGGUGGCUUAUGCUUAUAAUCACAGCCUUUAGAGGAUGCUAGGGCCAGUCUGGGCUAGAGUGAGACUUGGUUUCAAAAACAACAACAAAACAAGACAAGCAAAACUGGGGUUUUCCUGUGCACUCUGAGAUGCAGUGGCAUCUGUCGCAACAGUGUGAUUGUGCAAGGUGUUGUAGUUAGGAGCCCUCAGAGUAGUGAAGAUUUGUGUACUGUGGACUCGGGACCCACGCACCACUCACCAGUAACUGAUUUUAGGACCUUGAUUGAACAAGUUAAAUGACUUAUUCCUGCCUUGGUUUCCCCCUCAGAAAUGGGGAAAAUAAUGGUAGCUACCUCAUAACUUGUUAAGAAUUCAAUGAGUUAAAACAUAGGUCUCAGUAUUAACUUGUAUUACUGUACUAUUGUACAUGGCUCUCUAAAGCCCUAAAAUAGAUUCACAUGUGUUUAGACUUAAGGAAUCAGAGUGUUUAAGUAAGGAACUUCAUGUCAAUUUAAUCAUGUGUAAGAAUGCUCAUCUUCAUUCCUUGAGGUUACCGCCAUGGUAGGAGACUGUUCCCGUCAUUUAUAAGUACCUUAUUUUUGAAAGCAAGCUAGUGAAUCUCAUUUGUUGCAGGUGAGAAAACAGGCGAAAGACAUGGGUUUUAUGGUGCCUGAUUUAUGGUCCUGUGCCUAACCAUUUGUUUCAGUCUCGAUGCUUGCUAAUGGGAUCACAGGUGGCUUGACUUUAAGAAAGUACUAUGUGGUAUUUUAGUGUGUAUCACUUAUGUGGUAAACAUGUGAAGUCCUUUGGCUUACUCAUAUUUCCUCCAUAAUUUUUGAGCUGUGGGUUUUUCUGUUGGCAGAAACUUGGAUGCCCAUGCUGUCAGAACUGAAAUAGGUUUUAAUUGUAAGCAGAAAGUGCAUUUGCUGUUAGAAUGAUUUCAUUACCUAAACUGUUUAAAAUUCUAAUAAAAUAACUUUGUUUUUAAGAA